UGUGUCCCUGCUGCAACACACCUGCAUAAAAUCUGUAGGUCAUUAGCAAAACUUGACUGGAUGCCGAGGCGGCAACCCCUAACCCUACUCAACUAAAUUUAAAUAAAAGUGUGUGUUGCAAGGGGGACACAUGGAAACGUUUCUGGACACUGGCCCUCGAGGACUGGAGAUUAACACCUGUGAACUGGAGUACAUUGCUUAUCUCGUGGUCUCACCUUCACCUUCUGCAGGUCUGAUCAGGUUAGCUGGAUAUGGGGCCACUCGGUGCUCUGGAAGAGUUGAAAUCUAUAAGUCUUACUAUGACUAUAACUCUUACCAUUACCGUUCCUCCUGGGGAACAGUCUGUGAUGAUGGCUGGGACUUAAAAGAUGCUGAGGUGGUCUGUAGAGAGCUGAGUUGUGGGAUAGCUCUGGAGGCCCGUUGGUCUCCUUACUUUGGUCAAGGUACAGGGACUAUCUUGCGCAGUAAUGUGGACUGUUCAGGAAGUGAAAUUUCUAUAGAUAAUUGUAGGUACAGCAGCCCUGUUAGAUAUUACUGUCACCAUGGUCGGGAUGCUGGCGUCGUCUGUUCAGUAAGCAACCCAGAGCCCACCAUCUUCUUGUACAGUAAUGAGGUCACCUGGGGUCAGGACAUCAGCAUCACUUGCUCAGUCUCAGAUAAGUUCUCAGGUGGAACUUUUAUCCUCCACAAGACUUCAAGCUCAUUCAGUCAUACUCAACCAUCCUCUACGAGCUCUGUUAUAUUCAAUCUUCAUAAUGUAAACUUUGAUCAUGAUGGACUGUACCAGUGUCAGUACAUGAAAACAAGCCGAAGGUUCAGCUCUUCCUCUGUCAGACUCACUGUGAGUUUUCCAAAACCUUGUAUUUCCAUUUGCCCUGUUGGUGAGGUGACCUGGGGUCAGACUGUUGAAAUCACAUGUUCAGUCUCAACUCAGGUUUUAGGUGGAUCGUUCACUCUGAGUCAAAUUCAGGGUUCAUUCAUGAGGAGCCAAACCUCCAACACAAACUCUGCUACCUUUAAUAUUCCUAACGUGGACUUUGAUAACGAGGGAUUGUACCAGUGUCAGUAUAAGAAAAGAGGCUCAAGUCGUGAAUUUAGCUCCCCAUUAAGUGAUUCGGUCAGACUCUCUGUUACUGUGAGUUUUCCAAAACCUCGUAUCUCCAUUUGCCCUGUUGGUGAGGUGACCUGGGGUCAGACUGUUGAAAUCACAUGUUCAGUCUCAACUCAGGUUUUAGGUGGAUCGUUCACUCUGAGUCACAUUCAGGGUUCAUUCACGAGGAGCCAAACCUCCAACACAAACUCUGCUACCUUUAAUAUUCCUAAUGUGGACUUUGAUAACGAGGGAUUGUACCAGUGUCAGUAUAAGAAAAGAGGCUCAAGUCGUGAAUUUAGCUCCCCAUUAAGUGAUUCAGUCAGACUCUCUGUUACUGUGAGACUGCAGACACCCAGCAUCUCCCUGACCUCUCCUAGUGCAGGUCUGGGCUGGGGUCCUGAAGAACGUAAUCAGUGCCGGGGGAGGUUAUGGUCAACGCGAAACCCAAACAAACAAAAAACGCUUCAAGCGGAAGCCAGAAAGAAUCCUGACCGUCUGACGACGAAAGAAAAGUGGAUGUCACUGAGCAACAACAACAAGACGGGAAACAUCUUUUUCUCCCCGUUCAGCAUCUCUUCAGCCCUGGCUAUGGUGAUGCUGGGGGCCAGAGGCAACACAGCCACACAGAUGUCAGAGUGCUUGCAAGCCAAGGAUUGUUGGGGUGAUGUUCACAGCAGCUUUGCCAAACUUCUCACUGAACUCAAAAGGCCAGAGGCGCCAUUUACCUUCAGUGUUGCUAACAGACUGUACAGAGAGAAGUCCUGCCCCUUUACUCAGAAAUUCUUAAUACAAAGCAAGAAACAUUACAGCACAGAGCUGGAGUCUGUGGACUUCAAGACCAGGUCUGAAGAGGUCAGGAUUGAUGUCAACAACUGGGUGCAGAAAAACACACCAGCAGGUAACAUCACAGAGGUGGUGGAUGAAGAUGAUUUGAAUGAACUGACCAGGCUGGUGUUGUUCACUGCCACCCACUUCAGAGGCAGCUGGAAGAAAGAUUUCUCGUGGUCUAAAACUUAUGAUGCUCAAUUUUGGCUCAAGAAGAAUGACUCAAAGCCUGUGAAGAUGAUGAAACAGGAAGGAAACUUUGCGUGUACCUUCAUCGAAGAAGCAAACUGCAAGAUUCUAGAGAUGCCUUACAGUGGGGAGGAAGUGAGCAUGCUCAUCUUUUUACCUGCAGAGAUCGAGGAUGAUACAACAGGACUGGAGAAGCUGGAGAAGGAGCUGACCUCCGAGAAAUUUGUAGCUUGGACUCAUCCAGGCAAGAUGCAAACAUGUUACAUUGAUGUGAGGCUGCCUCGUUUUACACUGGAGGAGACGUAUGACCUGAACACAGUCCUGAGCAGCAUGAGCAUGGUGGACGCCUUUGAUCACACAAAGUGUGACUUCUCUGGCAUGUCUGGGCACAAAGAUCUGGUACUUUCAAAAGUCAUCCACAAGGCUUUUGUGAAGGUCCACGAGAAGGCAACUGAGGCUACUUUUGUGGAUAUGUGUUGGUUUGAGUACUGUUCAGGCAAGAUAAUGCGGGGCAAUUUAAACUCUUUCAUCGCAGACCACCCCUUCCUCUUCUUCAUCAGACAUAACCACAUGAACAUCCUGUUUGCUGGUCGGUUCUGCUGCCCUGUGUGAGCUCUGUGUCCUUUAGAGCAGCUCAGUACCAGAAGUCUUAGUGUUUAGUUGGAGAACCUUUCAAAAUCACUGCACAACAGCGCUGUAUCCAUAUUAAUAUACAGCUCUCUACUAUCAGUUUUUUCUGUGUUUUGUAUCUCAUAUUUUGUAUUUUUCUAUUUU
Messenger RNA from Oreochromis niloticus (Nile tilapia), 2881 nucleotides. RefSeq lists its product as uncharacterized. The record is from RefSeq and is a predicted model, not a curated record. Gene Ontology annotation, biological process: negative regulation of endopeptidase activity. Gene Ontology annotation, cellular component: membrane. Gene Ontology annotation, molecular function: serine-type endopeptidase inhibitor activity. NCBI's taxonomy places the organism in Eukaryota, Metazoa, Chordata, Actinopteri, Cichliformes, Cichlidae.